AUGAAGUCACUGCUGCUGCUGCUCGUUUGUGCACUCCUCUGCCAUGUCGCGCUGGCUGCAGUCGUUCCCGAGGCCGCUAACGUCGCGGCCAGCGAUCUCGAUAAGCGCAGCCAGCGCAAGUCCACCAACAAGGCCAAGCAGCUCGUCCAGGCCCCGUCGUCGUCGAGCAGCAGCGCCAGCGUGCUCACCUCGGCCGAGUUCAACUGCAUAUUCCCCGGCCUCGCCAACGGCCAGCAAGUCUACAGUGCACUGAUCUCCUCCGUCAAGGGCAAGUCGCUUGGCACCUCUCGCCCUGAGAUGGCCAUGUUCCUGGGCCAAGUCGGACACGAAAGCAACGGACUGACCGCCACCACCGAAUACUGCGCCCUCAGCGGCUCCUGCCUCACCUCCUUCGAUGGACCUGGAUGGUGCGGUGUCAAGACCCCCAAGGGCAAGCACUACUACGGAAGAGGCUACAUGCAGCUCUCGUGGGCUUGCAACUACCAGGCUGCCGGCAAAGCUAUCGGCAUGGACCUCCUGAACAACCCCGACAUUGUUGCCAGCAGCGUCUCUGUUUCCUGGCAGACCUCGGUCUGGUUCUGGAACGUCAACAACUGCGGCGCUGGCUCCUAUGCAAGUGCCACCCAGAAGAUCAAUGGCGCUCUCGAGUGCAACGGCGGUCCCGGGGCCUCCAACCAGGCCAGCCGCAUCGCUCACUACAACACCGCCCUCAAGUGCAUGAAGCUGCCCAACAACCGCGGCCCCACCCGAUGCUAA
Molecule: messenger RNA, 756 nt
Organism: Polychytrium aggregatum
Lineage: Eukaryota; Fungi; Chytridiomycota; Chytridiomycetes; Polychytriales
Product: lysozyme-like domain-containing protein
Exons: 3
Coding region: 1-756 (251 amino acids)
Biological process (GO): cell wall macromolecule catabolic process; chitin catabolic process
Molecular function (GO): chitinase activity
Source: RefSeq, a predicted model, not a curated record